Lymnaea stagnalis (great pond snail) is the source of this 5101-nucleotide messenger RNA. The record is from the annotation of a GenBank genome assembly. Lineage: Eukaryota; Metazoa; Mollusca; Gastropoda; Lymnaeidae.
AAUCAAUUGCCUAGCAACCCCAACCAGCCUGAUUUCGUUGAAGUCCUUCCAAGUCAAGUUAAAAUUUUCAGGUUUCAAAAAUAUCAAAGGGUCUGAAAUACUUAACUUUAAUAUUUGGCAUAAUAAAGUGAUGUAUUAUUAUUUAAUAUAUCUAUAUUGCUAGAUUAUUAUGUUGAGUUAAACCUAAUAAUAAUUAACUAAUAACUAUAAUUAGUUUAAUUAGUAUAAUUUUAUUAGUAAUUGUCUAAAUUGUUACUUAAUUUUUUUUCAACAUAAUUUUCUAAAUUUUCUUUAUUUACUUUUUAGUAAAUGGAAAUGGUUUACUUUUUAUUUAAAGUUAGUGAUCUACAUUUACUUGUCAUAAAGUACUUCAAGUUAGCAACGUAGGUUGCCUACUGCUGUUUUAGUCAGUCAAUAAUUUAGUUUAGUUUAGACAGUGAACAGGCAUGGCAUAUUCAUAUGCAUAUCAAAUUCAAAUAUCAUAUCAUCACUUUUAUUUAAUAAAUAAUAAAUAAUAAAUAUUAAGAUUUAUGAAUAUUAAUUGUAAAUAGUAUAGUAAUUACUCAGAUUCAAAAUUUAUGAUAAGUUUUUUACUUAAUUUGUAUAAAAACAACUAGGUCAAUAUACUAUAUUCUAUAUACUGAAACUUUAUUAUCCAUAAAAAAAUGGAAUAUUUAGCAUUAUUUCUAUCUAUGCGUUUAUGUCUUUCAAGAAAAAAAACCUAAGUGUAAAAUGGCAUCAGGGAUUAAUGAGCACCAUGAAGCACUGAGAAAGGAAAAUUUUAUCAAUAGGCAGGCAUAUAUUAAAAAGUUACUUAUGGUAAGUUUAAAGCUGUAACAUUAUCUGGUUUUUUCCAAUAUAGUUAAUAUUUUAUGUUUAGUUGCUUUUAGCUCACAGCACAACAUUAUUAAUUAAUUAUAAAUACAUGAGUCUAGCUAGGCUUGGGUUGCUGGAGACAUCAUUUACUUGAAAAAAAACAACCCAACAAAUUAUACAUUUCUACAAAUAACAUGCCUACAGGAAUUAGGAAAAAAUGAAAAGUAGGACGCUUAAAUUAGAUAAGUCAUAUGAUUAUUUUAUAAUAUAAUCAUUACUCUUACAAUAUUUUUUUAAUUUUAAAACUUUUAAGAAUCUUUGUAAAUAUUCUACCAAUCUGAAAAUGAAAGUUACAAAAUAUGAACAAGUGGUUCUGGAUAACAUUUGUCAUUUGGCAACUAAUGUUAUUCAUUAAUUUUCUCCAUUAAUCAGCAUUUUGUUUAGCGUUAAAAAAAUCUGUGACAGAGUAAAAUUUUUUAAAGCAUAAACUAGAUCAUCCAAAUUAUGGUACGACAUAAACAAAUAUACAAUAAUAAAAAAUAAUCAUCUUUUUAAUAAAUUAAGAUCAGCAGAUGCUUAUUUUUUUACCCAGGAAAGACUAAGAAAUAAUCAAGAGGAGAACAACUGCCAUCUGGAGAAGGGUUUGUACAGUAAAUCUGGAAGCAUACCAGAAAAUCAGAAUCCACUCUCUUAUACUGUGCAAAAUAGAAAAUAUGCCCCAGAUGCUGAUCAGUAAGUUAUUAAAAAAUACAUGAAACAGAAUUAAUUUUGAUAAAAUUCAGGAGGCAGUUUGAAUCUUAAGUUCCAAAUAAAAAAUAAAAAAUUGCAAUAUUAUUGAACUACCGGGUAGCAGUAUGCUAAAUAAUAUAAAGAUGUGUGUAGCCUACUGAUUUGGAUUUCUAUGGAUAGUAUAUUCAUAAUGAAACCUGCAUAAAAUUUAAUAUUAAAUCAUUUGUACCGCCAUCCUAUUGAUUUAUUUAUUUUUCGCUAUUGGUUUUCAUACAGUUCACAUAUUUGUUGUCCUGAUCAACAGGGGAGUUCAUAAAUCAUAAAGUUAUUGCAACUUUUUGCUUCCCUUUUAUUCACAGCUAAUGCUCCCAAUCAAUAAAUCCUUUUAUCAGCCUGGUUGACCUAAUCCUUUACAUCAUAUGUUCCUGUCCAACAAGAGCAUUUGACUUUGCUUGCUUUGAUUAGUUGUCAGAUUAAUUGCCCCUUUAUUUGAACUCUGAUUGAUCAGGAAAGAGCCUUUGUUACAUUGCCGCCACACUAAUGGCAGACUGAUACAUUUCUCUGUCACCAUCAGCCGCCAUUAUAUAGCCCAUUCAUCUGAUGUCAAUAGAUUGUGAUUAGUAGGGCUAGUGUUGAAUGGUUUUCUUCUGUUGAAGCAGAAAAAUUACUUUACCAGUCUGGAUGGGCUAAUGACAUAAUUGUAUUUUUGUGUAGCCAUGUCUUUCCUUUUGCAUGUAGGCCUAUUUGUAAAUGUUAUUUAUCCCUUUCUUUUGGUAUAAGGAUUGAAAGAACUUAUAAAGUAUAGAAUAUAUAUAUUCUUUUUUUUUUUUUUCAGAAAAUUAAUCAUUUAGGCAUAUAAUAAAUCCAUAGACUCUUUUUAACUGGUUUCAUUUGUUCAUAGGGAGAGGUACAAGGCCCUAAGAGAUCAGCAAUAUUUAAACUACACUGCAAAAAUUAAAGGCCGUCUUACUGUAAGUUAUUAAAUGGAGAAAAGUAUCUUUCUCAAAAUAUCUGUUGUGUGAUGUUAAAACAUCUUUAAAAUUCUGAGGUUGUUACAUUUUGAAUAUAAGACUAACCAACUCCAGUAUAAGCCACACUGCUUUAAGAUCUUUCUUUGAACAGGGGCAGGACUCUGAAUUUUAUGUCUUAAAUUAUUGGAGACAACAGAUUUAAAUCACAGAUUUUCAGAGUUGUGCAUUUCAACUAAAUUCUGUAACCAGAAAAUUUAUUUACAAAAAUAAAACUAAUCAUUAAAAAUGAUGACUUACAUUUUAAGAGAGAUUUUAGAUCACCUUCUAAGCUAAUUUUUAGCAUACUAAUUUGUUUAAAACUGUGCAAAGAAUAAUGAGAGAUUUUGAAAAUUAUGCCAUUUACAGUGUUUUUUUAAUUGUAUUAAAGUACCACACCUAUAUGGAAAUUUGAUUCUGACGUUAUUUAGAUUACAUAUAUUUAUUUAUAAAUGUUGACAUCAUUUAAAUUACUCUAUAUUAUGUAGGCUCCUAAUUUGCAUUCAUUAAUUUUCAAUUUUUAAAAAUCUAUUAUUUCAGUCAACUGACUAUUCUCAGCAGUGGUAAUACUUGAAAGAACCUGAGCCAGCUUUAAAUUCCAUAUUCAGCUGAUCCUCAUAUUGUUUAAAUAUGUGAUACCCAUUAGAAAUUUCUGUCACUUUCUGUUAAAUUUUGCACUGUUUCAUCAUAAAUACUUUGAUGACAAGCAUUUGAGAUUAACAAGUAAAUGACCCCUGUCCCAGUCAUUGGUCCCCAUUGCAUGAUGUGAUCCUUUACCCAUGCUGUGAUCCUUGCGACUGAAUUAUUUUUGCUGGAAAUGGUGCUAAAGCCUGUUUAGUAUUAUACCUAAAUAUUAAUUAAAAUUGGACUGCUAUCAAUUAUAGUGUAAUGAUCAUUACAUCAAACGGAAGUUUUUUUUAAAACAAUCAUUGGCUGUAUUUGUGUCUUUGAGGAGGAAAAAACAAACAUGUUUGAGAACAUAAAUUUUGAUAAAUUGAAUUUAAGAUAUUAUUAUUUAAAUGCUACUAAAUUAAACUAAAACUAUUUAAUAGUUGGCAAGGCUUGUUUAAAGGCUGCUUCUUUAUUUAUUCUGCACAAUCAAUCCUCUCACUUUACGAAUGUGUUGGUGGUAUUUAAAUGUAUAUAGCAUUUUAUAGAAUUUUUUUAUAAUAAAAUAACUUACAUUUUUGACAGCAUCCUUGUUUUUGUAACCUAUCUUAGAUAAAUUUGAUUUUUAUACCUGCUUGCAUCCCUUUUUAGGAUGUUUGUGGUUUACAUUACAUAUAAUCCAACGAAGUAAAAUAAUCCUGUUUUCAUGUAGGUUUACUUUAUUUAGUCUUUACAUGUUUUUGCAACAAAAUAAUAAAACUUUCUGGUUCUAAUGUUUAAAAUACGUUCCUCUGGUUAGAUAUUAAUUUAGACAUGUGUUUAGUUGAUUAGAUUAAUUAGUUUAUUAAUGUAUUUUAUCGCUUUUGUGGAUUCAUUUAUUUUACAUUCACCCUAUUAUGUGUGCCUUGUCAGGAAAUGCUAUUUUGGCAAAAAUGUAAUUAAACAUCUGCAAUUUAUAUUGUUCAAUAGAUAAUAGACUAGUUCACCAUGUAUUUUAAUAUCAAAUUAAUAUGUAAAUAUAUAGAUAAAAAGUAUAUAUAACCUUUGAUAUAUAAUGUUUAGAAAAAUUAUAAAGUGGAUCAUACAGCCAGAGCUUGGCCUGAAUACAUUGUGAAAAUUGCUGGUGGAUUUGAAAACUUGAACAAAAUUGACAAUCAAUGUCAGAUGGCAAACAAUUAUUCAGCAUUGUCACUUAAAGUGUUCUAUGUAUUGUGGAAUAUUUUUUCACAUGCUUAUCCGGUUAUUGAAUAGGUGAAUGAGAGUAAUUUCCUGGAUCAUUCAAGGACACACAUAAUUUUUGUGGAAUUCUAAAAAAUUCCAAUCAAGCUGAUGUGAAUUUUCUAUGACUUUAACAGCACACUUUACAAGUUUUGCACUAAAUCCAAAUUCUUAUAUAUUUCACACUUUUAAAUAGUUAAAAUGUUAUUUUUUGCACAUUAUUUUAAGAAUGUGCUUUUGGUGGUGCCUUUUAAAAAAUAUUUAUAUAUGUAGCAUUUCACAAUUUCAGUUAAAACUGUAAAAACUUUUUUUUUUAAAAAGUAUCCAUGUUGCAUCCUUAAUUAAAUCCUUAGUUUGAUUAACAAACUUCUUAAGCAACAGAUUUAAGGAAUUAAAUUCUUAAAUAAAUUAUUUAUAAGUGGGAGAAAAUAAGUUUUAGUUGAAUGUCAUUUAUAUUAUGCUAGAAAUACUCCUGCCUAGAUAUACUCCUGCCUUGAAUAGGGAUGAUUUAUGUUGAAACAUUGAUUUUAUUAUAACUGGGUUUUUUUUGGAGUUGUUAGUCAGAUUUCAAAAUGGGAAGACUCUAAAAUAUUUUUAAAACUUUUUUUUGAAACUUGAAUUUUUCUGUUGUUGAGAUGUUUAAUUUGAUGCUUAGUUGUUGUAAACUGCUGCAAUUGUGUUUAUAUAAAUUCCUGCAUUAUCCUACACAGUAUUAUCAAUGG